UUAACCUAUUGGCGGGAAAAGAGAACAAAAGUGCCCGUCUUCCAACUCCGAGCAUUCUCCCAUGGAUUCCGACGCCGAUUCCGAUGGCUCUCACGUAUCCUCAACACCACCACGUCACCCUCUUCCACCUCCACAGUUCCCGUCGCGCCGUGCUCUUCUUGCUACUGCCAAAUCAAGAACUCAACCCAAAAACACCUCUACCAUUUCCUCAAAAUUUUCCCGCCCAAUGCUAAGACCAAAAAUCUCAACCAAAAAACCCAAAAAAUCCAAGGACGAUACCACCAUUCAAACCCAACAGAAUCUCUCCGAUUUACCGGUCCACAUUCACCCAAACGACACCGUUUCUAGUGAAGCUCCACCUUCUGGAGGCUCAUGUAAUUCGAAAUUUGCGUCCUCUUCUAAAACCCAGGAAACCCAAAUUCAAAAUCCAUCAUCGCCACCAAAAUUCUCCGAUUUGCCAUUCCAAAUCCACCGUUCGGUAAAUGCCGUUUUGUCCCAUGACAAUAGUUCCGGUGAAGUUCUUCCUGCAGGUGGCUUGUGCUUACCGAAAUUUGCUUCAUUUUUGAAAACCCGCAAAACAAUUCUCAAUUUUGAGCCUGUUGAAGCUGGUUCUAUUGACCCCCAGUUGGUCCAAGUGAAUGAAAAGGAAGCAGUUGAUUCGGGUUGUCGGGCGAAAGCUGUGAGGAAAUAUCCUAAUUUAAUAGGGAGCAAUGCGUCGUCUUUGUCUUCAUUGCCGGUAAAGAAGGUUAAAUGUGCUAAUGAAGGUAACUUUGUAAGGCUGAACAUAAAUGGUUAUGGUAAAAAGUUUGCAUCCAAAUUCAAAAGAAGGAAUUUUAAUUCAUCAAGUGGUAAAAAGUUCUACAGGAGAUGGAAAAAGAAAGUUAGAGUUGAAGGUAAGGAGGGGGAAAAUGGCUUGUGUGAUGAAGAAGGUUUGGUUGUGGAAGUUAAGGGAAGAGGGGAAAGAUUGGGUUUUGAUGCAGAGUUGAUUGAAGAAGCUGUGAUGGGAGUUAGAAAUGAGGCGUCAGAUGAGAAUUUGUUGAGGUUGUUGAAACUCACUUAUGGGUAUGAUUCAUUUAGAGAUGGGCAGUUGGAGACACUCAAGAUGGUGCUUUCAGGGAAAUCUACAAUGUUGGUUUUGCCAACAGGUGCUGGGAAGUCGCUGUGUUAUCAGUUGCCAGCAAUGGUUUUGCAGGGAGUUACCGUCGUUAUUAGCCCCUUGGUUUCCUUGAUGAUUGAUCAGUUAAAGCAGCUGCCCGCUGCAGUUGAGGGUGGUCUUUUGUGUAGCAGUCAGACACCUGAGGAGGUCUCGGAAACGUUUAGGUUACUAGAAGAAGGAUCCAUUAAGGUCCUUUUUGUUUCACCAGAGAGGUUUCUCAAUUCGGAUUUUUUAUCCAUUUUUUGUAACACUCAAAUCUCACUUGUGGUUAUUGAUGAAGCCCACUGUGUUUCUGAAUGGUCACACAAUUUUCGGCCUUCAUAUAUGCGGCUUAAAGCAUCAUUGUUGCGGGAUAAACUGAAGGCUCAAUGCAUACUUGCAAUGACAGCAACAGCAACUACUAAAGCAUUGUAUCAUGUGAUGCACGCAUUGGAUAUUCCAUCAACUAAUCUUAUCCAAGUAGUGAAACCAAGGGAUAACUUGCAGUUAUCAGUAUCUUCGAGCGAAAACAGGAUGAAAGAUUUGAUGACCUUGCUGAAGUCUUCCCCCUUUUCAGAGGCUAAAAGCAUUAUCAUUUACUGCAAAUUUCAGUCAGAAACUGAUUUCAUUUGCAAAUAUCUAUGCGACAAUAAUAUCUCAGCAAAGAGUUAUCACAGUGGAAUUUUCGCAAAAGAUAGGAGCCGUACGCAGGAACUGUUUUGUGCAAACAAGAUAAGAGUGGUUGUUGCAACUGUGGCAUUCGGCAUGGGACUCAAUAAGAAGGAUAUUGAAGCUGUAAGAUUUGAUCUUGGUUUUCCUAUAUUCAGCAUUUUGUCCGUAAAUACUUAUUCUGCUAGUGGAUGGUUCCGGAUCUCAGUUCAACUCAACGUAAUACAUUACAGCUUACCAGAAAGCUUGGAAGAGUAUGUCCAGGAGAUUGGCCGUGCUGGACGUGAUGGUAGAAUCUCUUACUGCCAUCUGUUUUUUGAUGAUGUUUCCUAUUUUAAGAUUCGCAGUCUUAUGUACAGUGAUGGUGUUGACGAGUAUGUGGUGAACAAAUUGCUGUGUCAAAUUUUCAGUGGCAGCACAACCUCUGCUGGGAUAAUAUGUUCAUUAGUUAAAGAGUCUGCUUGUCGUAAAUUUGAUAUGAAAGAAGAGGUAAUAUUAACAAUUUUAACACAAUUGGAGCUAGGUGAGGUCCAAUACUUACACUUGCUCCCACAGACGAGUGUAACAUGCACUUUGAACUUCCACCAGACUUCACCUGCAUUGCUAGCUAUGAAAGAUGCUGUAGUUGCUGCUAUUCUGAAGAACUCCGAGAUCAAAGAUGGGCAGUAUAUAUUUGACAUACCAAGUGUAGCUAACAGCAUUGGACUGCAAAUUGUUGACUUGUCAAACCAUUUGCAAACUCUGAAGAUUAAGGGGGAAGUCAGGUAUGAGCUGAAGGAUCAAGCUUAUUGUUAUGUUAUCAUGAACACCCCAAAGGAUAUCUGUUCUUUAGCAACAUGGCUUACAAAGUGGUUAUCUGAAGUUGAGAGUUGUAAGGUAAGGAAGAUGGACACAAUGUAUGAUGCUGCUGUAUUUGCAACAGAAGCAUGUGACGAAGUGCAUGGUUGCCGUGACCAUCAACAUACACCUUGCUUGCAAAGGAAGAUUACAGAAUAUUUUGUAAAUGGUACUGAAGUUGAGGUUCCUAAGAGGAUUGGUGGAAGCAGCCCAUUUUUGACAGCUGACAUAAAGGUGUUUCUACAGUGCAAUUCAUAUGCCAAAUUUACUCCCAGAGCCAUUGCAAGGAUAUUGCAUGGUAUUGCAAGUCCAGCAUUCCCGUCUGCUGUUUGGUCGAGAACUCACUUCUGGGGAAGGUAUAUGCAAACAGACUUCAAAGCAAUAACCGAAGCAGCAAAGGCAGAGCUCAUGAAACUUGUAGGGAAGGAUGCUCUUUAAUGAGGUUAUCCCCAUGUUAUGACACAUUGAGAUUUGACUUAAAAUGCUACAAAAUGGUGAACUACCAUCAGCUAUCUAAGAUAUGCUGUUAUAGUUCUCUCUUGUCUCCUUUGAUUGAGCAUGAAAGCUAUAUCCUCUUUCUUUUCUUUUCUUCCUGUGCUUGCAUGAGUAGGAAUGCAUACAGGUGGCAUUUUUCUGCUAGCACUUUUAGGUGAUUCACAACAUUAAGAACUUCUAAUACUUUCCAAAGGCAAAUACUUGAAGAAAACAAAAGCUACACAUCAACUGUAUCCUGCAAAUGACGCAAGUUCUAUUUCACAAUUUGUUUCAUUAGAACAGAUCCAUUAGUGGCUAGCUAACCUGAUCUCUUUCAUAGGGAAAGGAUAUACCUUGCAGAUUACCUUUCCGUGUUCAAGAUUGAAGGCUAGUAGAUGGUUAGAGGCGGAUCCAGGAUUUGUAGUUGAUGGAUACAUACCUCGAGAAUACUGAGUCCAGCUGAACCCAUAGCACAAAAGCUGCAUCAGCCAGCAACUAUUGAUGUGAUGGCAACACAUUUAUUCUUUGACUGUACUCUAGAGCUAGUUCUUAAAGGGAUGGGUAAAUGAUGUAUAAAAAUUGUACUAACUUCUUUUGUAUUGUAUUAUUUAUUUGUAUUUAUAAAAAGGUGCAGUUCUGGUUAAAAAA
Messenger RNA from Solanum pennellii, 3763 nucleotides. Its product is annotated as ATP-dependent DNA helicase Q-like 5. Gene Ontology annotation, cellular component: chromosome; cytoplasm; nucleus. NCBI's taxonomy places the organism in Eukaryota, Viridiplantae, Streptophyta, Magnoliopsida, Solanales, Solanaceae. The transcript is spliced from 19 exons. Gene Ontology annotation, molecular function: four-way junction helicase activity; nucleic acid binding; ATP binding. The record is from RefSeq and is a predicted model, not a curated record. Gene Ontology annotation, biological process: double-strand break repair via homologous recombination. Bases 62 to 3079 code for a protein of 1005 amino acids.